This is a messenger RNA of Manis pentadactyla (Chinese pangolin), 6200 nucleotides long. RefSeq names its product ubinuclein 1 (gene UBN1). The coding region runs from base 746 to 4144 and encodes 1132 amino acids. NCBI's taxonomy places the organism in Eukaryota, Metazoa, Chordata, Mammalia, Pholidota, Manidae. The transcript is spliced from 18 exons. The record is from RefSeq and is a predicted model, not a curated record. Gene Ontology annotation, cellular component: nucleus.
UCCGCGCACCGGAGCUCCUGGUCUCCGGCUCGUUCCGCCUCCCUCCGGCUCGUGACAACGAAGCGCCCGAGAGCUCAGGCGGUAGCGGCGACAGUGCGGCCGGCCGAGCUGAGUGCGAGAGCCGGCCCUGCGGCCCGCCCCGCCCCCGGACCCUGACCUCCAGCCCCUCCCUCGCCCUCGCUCGCUGGCACUUCCGUUACGGCCGUUAGUCCCCGCGGAUCCCUCGGCCAGCUGCUUUGCCGCGUUGGAGCUACCCUGACGGACCUCGGCGCGGCCUGGAAGUCAGCUUUCGCUCGGGGCCCGUGCCCGGCGGGCUCUGCGUGACUGAGCCCGGGGUGCGGACGGGUCCUUCGGAGUCCGCUUUCUAACGGCCGGCGUCCGGGGAGCGGCUCCGAGCACGCGCUGCAAGUUCUCCCGGGGCGCCAGUGCAGCCCGCCCUGAGGUCCCCAGUUGCUCAAACGACGCGGAACCAGCGUCUCUCCGCUUCCUUCUGCGCCAGCGCGGCGGCACGGCCGGCGACGCUCCCCCGGGCGCGCGGGGACCCGGCCAUGGGCCUCGGCGCAGGCCGGCCGCCCGCCGGGAGGCAGAACGCGGGGACCGGCCGUUAGCAGCGCGACAGCCUGGGCUCCCGGGCCGGCAUGAGGACGGCCGCGGGGGGACGAGCGCGGCCCGCGGGGCCGUAGCCUGCGUCGCGCUGGGGACAAAGAAACCAUGCAGUGACACCUGCUAAGACUUGCUGGUAGCCAUGUCGGAGCCCCACAGGGUCCAGUUCACCUCCCUCCCAGGUUCUCUGAAUCCUGCAUUUUUGAAGAAAUCCCGGAAAGAGGAGGCUGGGGGAGCAGAACAGCAUCAAGACCCUGAGCCGGCAGCAGCAGCCGUUCGGAUCACACUCACCCUCUUUGAGCCAGAUCACAAGCGCUGCCCAGAAUUUUUCUACCCAGAGCUGGUGAAGAACAUCCGAGGGAAGGUGAAAAGCCUUCAUCCUGGAGACAAGAAGAAAGAUAUCGCGGAUCCUUUCAAUGAUGAAGAAAAGGAAAGGCAUAAAGUGGAGGCCCUUGCCCGGAAAUUUGAAGAAAAAUACGGUGGGAAGAAACGUAGAAAAGACCGAGUACAGGACCUGAUCGAUAUGGGGUAUGGUUACGAUGAAUCGGAUUCCUUCAUCGAUAACUCCGAGGCGUAUGAUGAGCUUGUUCCUGCUUCUUUGACUACGAAGUAUGGAGGAUUUUACAUUAACUCGGGAACCCUGCAGUUUAGACAGGCAUCAGAAUCUGAGGAUGACUUCAUUAAAGAAAAGAAGAAAAAAUCCCCAAAGAAGCGGAAGUUGAAGGAAGGUGGUGAGAAGAUAAAGAAGAAGAAAAAAGAUGACACUUAUGACAAGGAGAAGAAAUCGAAAAAGUCCAAGUUUUCCAAAGCCGGCUUCACGGCCCUCAAUGCCAAUAAGGAGAAGAAGAAAAAGAAAUAUUCCGGGGCUUUGAGUGUUAAAGAGAUGCUAAAGAAAUUUCAGAAGGAGAAGGAGGCUCAGAGAAAGAGGGACGAAGAGCACAAGCCUGUAGCGGUCUUGGCGGCGGAAGCUCAGGGCCUGCGGGAAUUGGAGGGUGCCUCUGACCCCUUGCUCUCUCUCUUCGGCUCUGCUUCUGACAACGACUUGCUCCAGGCGGCCACUGCCAUGGACUCGCUGACUGAUUUGGACUUGGAGCAGCUGCUCAGUGAGUCUCCAGAAGGAAGCCCCUUCCGUGAUGUGGAUGAUGAAAGCGAUUCCCUUGGGGUGGGACUGGAUCAGGAAUUCAGGCAGCCCUCUUCCUUCCCCGAAGGCCUGCCUGCACCCCUGGAGAAGCGCGUUAAGGAGCUGGCUCAGGCUGCCAGGGCUGCUGAGGGAGAGAGCAGACAGAAGUUCUUCACCCAGGAUAUUAACGGCAUCCUCUUAGACAUAGAGGUGCAAACUCGGGAGCUGAGUGGCCACGUCCGUUCCGGGGUAUAUGCCUACCUUGCUUCACUCCUGCCCUGCAGUAAGGACACGCUGGUCAAACGUGCUAGGAAACUUCACCUCUAUGAACAGGGGGGGCGUAUGAAGGAGCCUCUCCAGAAGCUUAAGGAAGCCAUUGGCAGGGCGAUGCCUGAGCAGAUGGCCAAGUACCAAGAUGAAUGCCAGGCACACACACAAGCCAAGGUUGCCAAGAUGCUGGAAGAGGAGAAAGACAAGGAGCAGAGAGAACGGAUUUGUUCUGAUGAGGAAGAAGAUGAAGAAAAGGGGGGCAGGAGGAUAAUGGGACCCCGGAAGAAGUUCCAGUGGAAUGAUGAAAUCAGGGAGCUGCUCUGCCACGUGGUGAAGAUAAGACUGGAGAGCUAUGAUCUGGAGAGGAACCACAGGGCCCAGUCCUGGGAGGACCACGUGAAGGCCUUUCUGGAUGCUGAGGUCAAACCCCUCUGGCCCAAAGGCUGGAUGCAGGCCAGGACUCUGUUUAAGGAGAGCAGACGAGGCCAUGGGCACCUGACGUCAAUCCUGGCCAAGAAGAAAGUAGUGGCCGCUUCCAAAAUCAAGGUGAAGGAGUCAUCUACUAAGCCUGAUAAAAAGGUUUCCGUGCCAUCAGGCCAGACUGGUGUCCCCGUGGCUUUGCCUUCAGAACACCCUGGAGGAGGUCUGAGCACUGGGGUUCUUAACAGGGAGCUCUCAUCCCACACAUCUGGCCUUGCUAAUCCUGCUCCCAUCAACCUGGAGGACGCGUUGAAUGGAGACUUGAUCCGCCACUCGGCCUCCUCAUUGGAGACCGUAUCCAAGGACCUGGCUGCCCUGAACAGCAGAGCAAGUGGAGGCUCUGAGUUCACACUGGCUGCACCCUCAGCGGCCCCUGCAGAGAAAGGCGUAGGUGUUCUAUGUGCGGAAGAGAAAAGGAACUUCCCAAAGCCCAGCCCGUCUGCUCCCCAACCCUCCAGCUCUCUGCAGUCACCCCUCAAUUUUCUGGCUGAACAAGCUCUGGCACUGGGGCAGGCCUCUCAGGAGAAAAAACCUGAGAGCUCUGGCUACAAAGAGCUGUCCUAUCCAGCUGCCCUCAGCAAGGGCCUGCCAGACGUGCACCCGUCCAAAGCAAAGCACCACGGCCUGCCACGGACAGCUCACACACCCCAGGCAGCGGCUCCCGGGCCUGGCCCCCAGGUCAAGGUCUUUCAUGUGGGCACCCAGCAGCAGAAGAGCUUCCCUGCUCCGGCUCCAUUCAUCAGUAAGCUCCAGGGUGCGAAGCCUUCCUCCCCACAGUGUCAUCGUUCCCUCCUCCAGCUCGUGAAGACAGCGACCAAAGGCCAGAGCUUCCAUCCCGCCACACCAGCCUCUUCCGGAGGCACACCAGCCUCCGGCAGCAGCUCUCAUAAGACCCCAGCCUCAUCAUCCGCUGCCCUGAGCCAUCCAGCAAAACAGCACUCAGCCAGCUCUUCAGGGCCGCAUUACAAGAGUCCCUUCGCCGGCUCUGUCUCCAGACACGGGGUUUCUUCCGGCAGUUCUUCCUCCGGAGGAACACCGGUGCAGAGCUCUUCCUCUGGGGCCCUGCUCCCUGGGGGACAGCCUCCCGCCACAGGGCAGUCCGCCGGCCGACCCAUCCCGGGUUCCACAGUGAAAAAACCACCUGUUUCCCAGAAGCUGACCCUGGUGGCCCCUCCAGGUGGCCCAAAUGGAGAUUCCAGUGGUGGGACCCAGGGAGUCGCAAAGUUACUGACCUCCUCCCUGAAGCCCAGCACGGCCAGCAGCACGCCGCCGCCUGCCUCCUUGCCCAAAGGAACCAGUGGGGCUGUGCUGCUGACCAGCUCCUCACCCUUACACCUGCUGUCUUCAUCCUACAAGGCCGGCAGCUCAAAGCUGCCCGGGGCCAUGAACUCCAGCUCCCUGGGGAUCAUCUCCCCGUUUCCUCUCCACGUGCUCUCCUUUAGCACCGACUCCCCCGCCAAAGCAGGGGUCUCCAAGGAUGCCAUCGUCACGGGCCCUGCUCCCGGGACGUUCCACCACGGCCUCGGCCACAGUCUUCUGGCUGGCUUGCACUCCAGCCCGCCCCAUGCAGCGCCUCUCCCACGCGCUGCCACGGCUACCCACGUCCCGCAGAGUCUGCCAGAUGCUCCUCGAAGUCACGGGAAAGGGCCCGGCGUACCACGGAAAUUGUGACCUCUUCAGAGGAAGGCCCAACUCACUUGGGUCUGGGUGGAACCUGAACGAGUAGGUCUCAGAAAUUGGAUAACUCUGCUCUUCCUGCUGGUUGGCUUUCUUCUGGAGAAGGCGUGCGUGCUGAGUAGAACAUCUCUUGGUACCUGUGAUGUGCCUUCAGUGAGGGGCGCAGUCCCAGGCUUCACAAGGCAACGACUGGCCUGGUGCCCCAGACUUCUGCAGCUGUCGUGGACAACCGUCGGGGGCAGCUCUAGGCUGGGCAGCAUGCCGGGUCGUAUACGAAGCUCUGGGGCAGAGCGGUUGGCGUACCUGUAUCUGAAAUCUGUCUGAGCCCUGGCAUUUGGUCAGAGUACCUCACAGCGCCCUCCUGUCAGGGGCACCUUCUGACCACAGCGGGGUCCCCGGGUGGCCCCAUCCUCAGGCUGUGUGCUCGGCAGGACAAAACCCAGGCCCACGCACAGCUGGGGGAUGUACCUUGUCUCCUUGAAAGAAAGAACAGCCGACAUGUGCUCAGCGUGGGAGCCGGUUUCUCCACGGAACAUGACCGUGAAGGUCCUUUAGAGAUGAGACCUUUGUAGAUUCAACAGCUGUGACAGGAUUUUUAGACACUUUGGGCUCAGUGAUCAUCAUUGCCAUUCAAUGCAUUGGAUAGAAUGGGACUGUUCUUUGCAUGUCAUAUUAUAGGAAGACAGAAUUCCAGUGCCUUUCCGGUGGAACAGAAUUAGACACAUCCAUUUAGUCCCUUGAGUGGAUGUCAGUUGAAGACCUUUUUUAACGAUACGUCUGUAUUUUAAGACAUCGCCAGUUUGAGUUUUUACAGUUACACACAAUCUGAGCUGUCCUCACUUGGAGGUCAUUUGGGCCUCCGAAUCCCAGGUCCCAGUUCCGCCAGGGCCCCUAUCUUGUUUUUCCAGAGCUCAUACAGGUGGACUGCUGGGUCCCAAAGCCCUUCAUUUCUUUGUGGGCCGAGGACACGAGGGGCUGCGAGUCGCAGACGUUCCGGUUUGUCAUAUUCAGAACCCGUUCUCAGGCAGAGCUGCAGGAGCUGGCCUCUGUGAAGCGUCUGCCGUGCAGAGACAGGCCUUCAAGGCCCAGGCCCUCCAGGCAGCAGGGCUGUGCAUCAGCCUAAGGGCAACAUGCCUGGGGAAGGCUUCAGAGACAGACUGGGACAGCUGUCUGCAGCCCCCAGGUCACCGUGCUGUCCUCACCCAGCCAGUGGCUGCUUCACGAAGCUUUUGAGGGCACUCGCCUGUCCCGUGGCGUCUGCCACAGGCGGGUGUGAACUAAGUGAUUCCAGAGGUGUUGAGAGUAAACAGCCUCCUCAGAAUGUACCCCGCAUGGCAGCUCUUUCGGUCCCAACGUCCAGGGCACAGUGCUCAGUGACUCACGGGUCACGCAGAAGUGUGCCCAGGUUCCCGACCUCUGCCAGCCCUCCCGCCAGGCCUCUGCUUUUUUUUCUUUUCCCUUCAAAUGUAAGAAUCAACAUGAGUCACAUUGGGCUAAAUGGAUUCUUUAUCCCUUCAUUACAUCAAUUUUUUUUUCAACUUGGGUUUCCAGUUUGUUUACAGAAUAGUUGUAGGUAGUAGCAAAAGAGCCAAAGAAGAGAUUUGUAUUGCUGAGCUCAGAGCCUCAGAGGCCACCCGUGAGCACAGGUCGCGGGAACUCCAGGCUCCUCUGCCUGAGGACACGCGGGUCCCUCCCCCCUGCCAUGCUCCCCGCCCCAGACCAUUGAGUGUGCAGCUGGAGCAAAACAGCCUCAUUUUUAGGAAUCUAGUGAUGCCUCUUGCCUCAGGGAAACGUUUCUUUGAUGGGGAGUUUGAGAUUUCUUUUUGUUUAUGCUUUAUUUGUGGUGAAGGAAGAGUGAGUGGCUCUCCCAGCCGCAGCUGGGCAGAGCGGCUCUGGGGCCGGGGGCUGCAGGGCUGUCCCCGGCACGGCCAUUUCUUGGGUGUGAGAGGGGCUGUGGCUUUGGUGCAGCAACUAUGUUGGUAUUAGGAGUGGUGUGGAAAUUGUUAAUCUUGUAUAAAGCAACUCAAUAAAUUGUUUCAAGGUUUCCAAA